GAAACACGACCAACUGUGAGUGCGUAUCGGUUGUGUGCCGCGACCGUGUGUGUACGUCAUCGAAGUAGAAAAAAAACCACGGUGGAAAAAAGUAAAAAUAAACUGUAUCGAAAAAAAAUAAAAACGAAAUAAUCCAUAAAGUGUCGUGGAAACGUACGUGUGCGUUCAUUUGACGCGAAACAGUCGUCCGAGGACGUGGCCGUUUGCCAUCCAAGGCGUUUGCGUUGAAAAAAACGAUUGUCGAAACCGGCAGUGACCGUACGUCAACAGCGGUUUUCGCUGUCGACAGUCCUGAACGAUAUCCAUUCCGUCGGCACCACGGUUGUCCGUUAAAUACGGCAGACGGACUGCGUCGCGAUGAACUCCAAGCCCGGAGAACAGUCCAAGUAUCAGCUGCCCAAGGACGUUGCUGGGCUUCAUUAUUCCGAUUUAUUGCCUCAUAAUUUAUUCGGACAAGCCCCGACCAAAGAGUUUCUAUUAAAAGUUGUCGAUAUUCUUAUAGACUACAUCAAAGACGUAAACGAUAGAGAUGAAAAAGUGUUGCAUUUCAAGCAGCCCGAGGAAAUGUUACGGCUAUUGAACUUGGAUCUCCCUGACGAAGGCAUGCCAUUGCAGAAUUUGGUUGACGAUUGCAACUUAACGCUCCAGCAUCAAGUGAAAACUGGUCAUCCGAGAUUUUUCAAUCAGCUCUCGUGUGGUUUGGACAUCGUGUCUAUGGCCGGCGAAUGGUUGACCGCAACGGCGAACACAAACAUGUUCACCUAUGAAAUCGCUCCGGUAUUUAUUUUAAUGGAAAGCGUGGUUUUGAGCAAGAUGCGGGAAAUCAUUGGUUGGAAGGGUGGAGACUCGAUUUUCGCUCCAGGUGGAUCGAUAUCGAAUAUGUACGCGUUUCUGGCAGCCCGACACAAAAUGUUUCCGGGAUACAAGGAACAAGGACUCCAUUCCAUCAAAGGACAGCUGGUCAUGUACACAUCGAAUCAAUCUCACUACUCAGUGAAGAGCUGUGCAUCGGUUUGCGGACUUGGAACGGACAACUGCGUUGAAGUGCCGAGCGACGAAAGAGGCCGCAUGAUACCAUCCGAACUGGAACGCCUAAUAUUGGAAAGGAAGUCCAAGGGCCACAUACCGUUCUUCGUCACUGCCACUGCAGGCACAACUGUUCUUGGGGCUUUUGAUCCCAUCAAUGCCAUUGCUGAUAUUUGUGAAAAAUACAAUAUGUGGCUUCACAUCGACGCUGCCUGGGGUGGCGGAUUACUUCUAUCUCGCAAAUACAGACAUCCUCGUUUGGAUGGCAUUGAACGGGCCAAAUCGGUGACUUGGAAUCCGCACAAACUGAUGGGUACCCUUCUCCAGUGUUCAACCAUACACUUCCGGGACAAUGGACUGUUGAUCAGCUGCAACCAGAUGAGCGCGGAGUACUUGUUUAUGCAGGACAAACUGUACGACGUGCAGUACGAUACGGGCGACAAAGUAAUACAAUGCGGCCGUCACAACGAUGUGUUUAAGCUUUGGCUACAAUGGCGCGCAAAGGGCACCGAAGGAUUCGAAAAACACAUGGAUCAUCUGAUGGAACUGAGUGAAUACAUGGUGGAAAAGAUCAAGGAGUCACCGGACAAGUUUUAUUUGCUACUCGAACCGGAAAUGGUCAACGUCAGCUUUUGGUACGUGCCGAAGCGUCUGCGAAAUAUCCCGCAUUCGCCUAAACGAGCACAACUUCUCGGAGAGAUCACGCCGAUACUGAAGGGCAAAAUGAUGGAAGUCGGCACACUAAUGGUCGGCUAUCAGCCGUUGAAUGAAAUACCGAACUUCUUCCGAAACAUCAUAUCCAGCGCCGCGGUCACCAAGGGCGACGUGGACUUCUUACUGUCCGAACUGGACCGUUUGGGACGGGACCUUUAAGCCAGAAGUGGAAAGAAACGCAUAAUAAAAUAAAUACAUUUUUAAAAAAAUAACGUUAGUCUCGAGAUAGAUCCUAAUUCCAAACACUACCCCAUCCCUUUUAUCGUUUCACAUCGCACGCACAAUAUCUGCGACGGGAUAAUAAUAUGUUACGAUAUCGUCUUCGCGUGUAUUAUCAUUUAACUGCACAAUAUAACUGAAUCGAUGAUUGCAGAAACGUCACGAGUCACAUAUUUUUGAAAAUAAGAUAUUACUUACCGUAAAAACGUAUACUACAGUCAUAUAUUUCUAUGCGUUGACUGUAAAAAAACACAGAUUAUUAUUAUUUAUUUAUCUGAUAAAAAAACAAUAACUAAAGACGUUUUUAUCAAUAUGUCAAUUUCAUAAGAUAUACGACUCAUGACGUAUCUUCAAUCAUCGAUUCAUCUGUAUCGCUGGUCGUUUAUACUUAACAUCAAGUUCGUAAAUCCAAACACAUCGUAUGUUAUACGAACUUGGAACUGAAGUCACAUGUUACCCCGUCCCGGCCACAUAUUAUAUCGUGCUGUUCAAUUGUUAUUGCUGACGUUUAGUAAUCGUUGUGUUAGUUUUUUGUUGUAUUAUUUGUUGUUGUUGUUAUUGUUGUUGUUGUUUGUUGUUGCGUUCGUGAUAAAUCGUCGGAUAACACGUGCAUCGCACGCGCUUUAAACACAUAUAUUGUGCGUUCAACGGACUCGAUGUUAUUACUCGUCGAACCCCGUAGAGGCGUGUAACUUAAACAUAGAACUCCGCACACUCGUCAACUCCCGGACAUACUCGCCAGACCUGCCCACCCUCGUUCGAUGUACCCACGUACUAUGUUACUGCACAGAACUCUACUUCACACGUGUCUAUUCCAUAACGUAUGUUCAUCCCGCACUUUCGAAUCGCUAUCAAAUGUUCAAGUCAAGCUCAAUUAGUUCGUAAACCACAUUAAACCGCUUUCGCUCGAUCUGCUUGUGGACUGCCUACUCGAAUAUUUUUACCUAUUCGUAUUAUCGUUGUACGUAGAUGUGCGGUAGCGUAUAGAAACUAAAAUAAUUAAUAUUACGCGUACCGAUAACAUAUUAUCGUUACGUUUCAUUACGUCGUGGAUCAAAAUUAAUAGAGAUGUAAGCGAUUCGAAACGAAAAAUCGUCAACACUUUUUCAUCUCACCACUCGACCACAGUACAUGGAUAAAGAUACAUCUUGCCCGUGAAACACAUAACCGCGGUAUUGUUCGUUGAUCUUAUUAUUUUUUUUUUUUUUUUCAAGACCUUUGAGACCAACUUAUCAUGGAUAAAAUCUUCCUUCGAUCGUUUUUCUUUUCGAUAUACGUUUACGUCUCAAACACAAUGUUGAUCCGUUUGCAUGCAUUUAAAAUCGUUAAUAUUUUUUAUCACGGAGUGUUUAUUUCACUUUGAUCUUAAAUUGUUCGUACACUUAAAAUUUUCUAUUUUUUAAACACACUAUUUUGCACUUGUAUUCGCACACAUUGCACCACGUUUUUAUCAUUGCACAACUAUUUGCACUAUUGCACUUAAAACUAUGCACUUUUAUGUAUUUUGAAACUUUUUACUAUUCAACUUACGUGUAUAUAUGUAUGUAUAUAAUAUAUAAUCGUGAACUUUUUCAUUGACAGAAAAGUGAAACAAAUCCCUGAUGCGACCGCAUUACUGCAAAUUUACCGUCAUCAUUGAUAUUCUUAAAUUGGUUUCACACUUUCCUCCAAUAUUUAUUCACUCAGUCCUUGCCCAUGAAUAUUAUAUAACACAUACAUAUAAACAUAUUAUUAUAUCAAAUUCUUAUACAUACAUAUAUAUAUAUAUAUAUACAUAUAAAUUAUAAUAUUUUACAUUUUUAAUUGCACCUUCAAUUUUUCUAUUGCACUUUACACUUUUUUCGCAUUUACUACACUUCAGUGACGUAACUUGGAAAUUCAGAGUCUGUGGUCGCACACUGGUUCGGCUUUAAAAGUUUCGUCACUGACUAUAUAACAUUUAUACAUUUAAAUAUUGCACGUUUUUCUUAAAAUUGUCAAAAAUAUUCAGUAGGCAUGCCCACUCGAUUAAUAACAUCAUAGUUUAUUGAGCAAUGCGAAAACAUAUUUUCACUAUCGCCCAUGCGAUCCCACGGUCUGUCCGGGUAUCUACAAUAUACAUAUUCUAAUAUGAUUUCUGUUGUAUCCAUCAUACCGCUGUUUACAAUACCUACUGUCAAUCAAUCUUGUAAGACUUUCGCUUUCAUCGGACCCCUUUUGUUGGAUCCUAUUCAAUCGGUUUCCUAUUCACCGUGCGAUUUCCAAGUCAUUCAUCAUAAUAUCGCUCAAGUGCGCGAAAAACACUCGGUCGAUGUUUACCCCCGCGCCACGCGAGUACUUCAAAUCAAAUUAAUAUAUUCAUAAGUUUUGUGAAUUUUUCUUCGUGUUUCUUCAGUUAAGUCUGAGUUCGACAAGUCGCACGCAUAUCGUAUCGGUUUUUCAGACAAAUAACAUAUUUUGACUCGUCCAUCACGUUACCUUAGUUGAACGUGCCGUAUACACGAGCUUUGAGCACACAAUUCAAACGUAAAACACUAUAAAUUAAUGAAGUAACAUUUUUUAAUGGAAAUGUAACAUCAACUCUCCUCCCCACACAACUGCAAGGCAAAUUUUGAUCUUUUUGUUGCGUUUUUUCGAUAACGCGACCAUUCAUAUGUUUAGUUCAGACGUGUUGAAGCGUAUUAAAUAAACAACAAUAUUUAGUUUCGUUUUAUUUAUCUCUAAGUCAUGGUAUGUUUUAAGUACCUACUUUUAAUAAAUGUGUAAUAGUUAUCAUAUAUUAAUCAAUAUAGUGUUACGUGAUAUUUAUAACCGAAAUUUCCGUUUCUCCAGCCUUGGAUAAAAAUGUUUUUUAUGUAUAUAUAUAAAUAUAUACUCAACAUUAUAACCAAUAAUUACAAUUAUUAUAAUCUC
Molecule: messenger RNA, 4851 nt
Organism: Sipha flava (yellow sugarcane aphid)
Lineage: Eukaryota; Metazoa; Arthropoda; Insecta; Hemiptera; Aphididae
Gene: Gad1
Product: glutamate decarboxylase
Exons: 11
Coding region: 358-1899 (513 amino acids)
Biological process (GO): carboxylic acid metabolic process
Cellular component (GO): cytoplasm
Molecular function (GO): pyridoxal phosphate binding; carboxy-lyase activity
Source: RefSeq, a predicted model, not a curated record